AUGAAUCAAGAAACGCGUAGUGAUUCACCGAGUGACAAACGACAAGAUAACUCGAAAACUUCCUUUUUAAUUGAGGAUAUUCUGUAUAGAGGCCAGAGACAACCUUUCAAGCAGCCAGAACCGAGGAGGUUUGAUAUAGAGCCUAAGUACUUUCCAUCGCCAACUGAGGUGCGACCGCAUGUGCCGAGAGAAGGGUAUUUGCAAGUAGCCAUGGGCGCUCUGGGUGCCUAUCUGCACACCCCCAAUACGUACAAGGCCGUUGAAACACCGUAUUUUUUGUCGCAAGGUGUUCCAUACCACGCUCUCUUUACACCGUCGGAGCUGUCCCUCUCAGCUCUGAAGCACUGCAGGCGACGGAAAGCAAGGACAGUCUUCUCUGAUCCACAAUUAACAGGCCUUGAAAAGCGUUUCGAGUCGCAGCGAUAUCUAUCAACCCCAGAAAGAGUGGAGUUAGCGGGAGCUUUAAACCUCUCCGAAACCCAGGUGAAGACCUGGUUCCAGAACAGACGUAUGAAGCACAAGAAACAGAUGCGGAAAAUGCAGCAAAAAGGUACGUAA
Leptosia nina is the source of this 558-nucleotide messenger RNA. Lineage: Eukaryota; Metazoa; Arthropoda; Insecta; Lepidoptera; Pieridae. The record is from the annotation of a GenBank genome assembly.